Cylindrotheca closterium is the source of this 414-nucleotide messenger RNA. The record is from the annotation of a GenBank genome assembly. NCBI's taxonomy places the organism in Eukaryota, Bacillariophyta, Bacillariophyceae, Bacillariales, Bacillariaceae.
AUGAUGCAAGUUCCUUCUGGAAUGCAGCUCAUGCAGAUUCCAACUCAAGGUGGCGGCACUGUUACUGUCCCUUAUUCUAUGAAUGCUAACGGUGAGAUUGCGUUCAGUGGAAUGCAACUCAGCCGACAAGGCUUCAGUGGUGCUCAAGUGCGCCAAGGAUUCGAUGCGACUCAAGCUCAAACUCUGCAAGCUGUGAAAAAUGGAUAUUUUGAUAUGUCAAAUGUCUUUCACGAUGCUAUCAAGGGAAAGGAUGAGAAUGGCAAUGAUGUCUAUCUUAUUCCGUGUCCUGCUGGUACGACAAAUGUCAAACUUCAAGCCAACUGGCGCUAUGCUAGUGAAGAUGAAGAUUUGCCUGAUCUUGCUACUGAAGCAGAUCGAGGUCUGCAGUUUAUUCAAAGCCGCAGAAAGGAAUAG